Labeo rohita (rohu) is the source of this 1254-nucleotide messenger RNA. It is a transcript of the gene c5h9orf85, whose product is annotated as chromosome 5 C9orf85 homolog. The coding region runs from base 256 to 747 and encodes 163 amino acids. The record is from RefSeq and is a predicted model, not a curated record. The transcript has 4 exons. Lineage: Eukaryota; Metazoa; Chordata; Actinopteri; Cypriniformes; Cyprinidae.
ACAAAUCUAGAUAAUGAUAAUCGUGUGUUGAGCUACCAAGGAGUAAACAUAAGAGCUGAACAUUUUUAACGUUUGCUGUAAUUUGUGAAGUUAGUAAUCUUUCGCUUGAAGUUGAAAAGCGUUAGCCAAUUGCUAUUUACUUCCGCUGUUUUCACAUUGCGUCAAUAGCCACUUUAACGUGUGAAGCCACGCGGUUUCUUAUUUAGCUGUUUAAGACUGUCACUGUUUAUAUAUUACGUAUAAUUCAGCGUUAAAAUGAGCUCUCAAAAAGGAAAUAUUUCCCGAUCGCGAGGCCAAAAACACCAGAAUGUAACAGCCUUCAAAAACGACAAGUACGGUGCAACCGCACAAGUUAAGAAAGCCAAAGCAAAGGUUCAUGAUGGUCUGUGCCAGCACUGCAAAGAUGUGCUAGAGUGGAAAGUCAAGUACAGCAAAUACAAGCCCCUUACACAGCCACGAAAAUGCGUGAAAUGUCUUCAGAAAACAGUGAAGGAUGCCUAUCAUAUUAUAUGCAAGCCAUGUGCACUAAAGCUGGAGCUUUGUGCAAAAUGUGGGAAGAAGGAAGAGAUUGUCAUUCCUCUUGACAAGGAGGAGGAACAAGAGGUAGAGGACACCAGCAAGCCAAAUAAAGGGAAAAAGCAGAAGAAAAGAGAUGAUGAGGAGGAGGAGGAGGAUGAUGAAGAUUUUGAUGACAUGGGCAUUAGCAAUGAUGACUGUGAUAGUGAUUCAGAGGCGGAAGGAAAUUGACAUUUGCAGUCUCCUGUAUGCAUUACCUAAGAACAGUAUAUCUAGGGAAAAACAUAGCCUGAGGCUGGGUUUUGGACGUGUAUUCACCUGUGUAUCUGCUGUUAAUUGGGGAGAGACUCCCAGGAGGUGUUUCCCUGUUGGCUGUAGUGAUUGUUUGUUUCCAUCUAGAUUCCAUACUGUGAUGUUGCACAAACUGACACAGUCAUAUGCCACAACCCUCUGUCUUGUUUUUUUAAAUCAGCACAAGCGUUUUAAUAGCAUUCGUGUUAUUAAUGAAUGACUGAUUCAUAUAGAGAAGCUGUGUGAAUGAAAUAUGUUUUAUAAUCAUAUGAAGCACAUUUGGUCUUCUUGUAAACAGAAACAUUUGUCUUUUUGUAAACAGAAAAACAGAAAUAGAAAGAGCUGAUGAAACAGGUCCAUUUAAUAAAAGACCUACAAGCAAAUGUUGGCUUUGGACGGCUGUCUGUUUAGAAAAUACUAGGGCUGUCAAUUUAACGUUAACUUAAU